Euleptes europaea (tarantolino) is the source of this 782-nucleotide messenger RNA. It is a transcript of the gene TP53RK, whose product is annotated as TP53 regulating kinase. The transcript is spliced from 2 exons. Gene Ontology annotation, molecular function: protein serine/threonine kinase activity; ATP binding. Gene Ontology annotation, cellular component: EKC/KEOPS complex; cytosol; nucleus. NCBI's taxonomy places the organism in Eukaryota, Metazoa, Chordata, Lepidosauria, Squamata, Sphaerodactylidae. The record is from RefSeq and is a predicted model, not a curated record. The coding region runs from base 1 to 729 and encodes 242 amino acids. Gene Ontology annotation, biological process: protein phosphorylation.
AUGGCGGGACCGGGCGGUGAAGGCAGCGCGGCCGAAGCUGAGCCGGAGGCGGCUCCGGCGCCUAUGGAGGGGCUACAGCUGGUUCAGCAGGGGGCCGAGGCGAGGCUUUAUCGCGGCCUGUUCCUGGGCCGGCCGACAGUGAUGAAGCUCCGCUUCCCCAAGCGCUACCGGCACCCAGUCCUGGAAGAACGGUUGAGCCGCAAACGGACAGCCCAGGAGGCCCGCGCGCUGUUGCGUUGCCGACGGGCAGGGAUUUCUGCACCUGUGGUGUACUUUGUGGAUUAUGUUUCCAACUGUAUAUAUCUUGAAGAUAUUGUGGGAUCAGUUACUGUCCGGGACCAUAUAAUCUCUGUACAGAAAUAUGGAAAGGAUGUUAGCAGCCUUAUAAUGGUAGCAGAGAAGAUAGGUGAGGUUUUGGCACGAAUGCACGAUGAAGAUCUUAUACAUGGAGACCUUACAACUUCCAAUAUGCUUUUACGACCACCACCAGAAAAACUGGAGCUGGUACUGAUAGAUUUUGGACUGAGUUUUAUUUCUGCCCUUCCUGAGGAUAAGGGAGUUGAUUUGUAUGUCUUGGAGAAAGCUUUUCUGAGUACCCACCCAAAUACAGAGGCUCUGUUUGAAGCACUCUUGAAGAAGUACUCAGCUGUGUCUAAAAAAUCAGCCCCUGUGAUUAAAAAGCUGGAUGAAGUACGUCUAAGAGGAAGAAAGAGAUCCAUGGUUGGAUAAAAGAACAUAGACAGCGAUGACGGGGUUUCUUACUUGUACACACUUCAAAGUCU